Nanorana parkeri is the source of this 1938-nucleotide messenger RNA. RefSeq names its product dopamine beta-hydroxylase (gene DBH). Gene Ontology annotation, biological process: octopamine biosynthetic process; dopamine catabolic process; norepinephrine biosynthetic process. Gene Ontology annotation, cellular component: secretory granule membrane. Gene Ontology annotation, molecular function: copper ion binding; dopamine beta-monooxygenase activity. NCBI's taxonomy places the organism in Eukaryota, Metazoa, Chordata, Amphibia, Anura, Dicroglossidae. Bases 1 to 1854 code for a protein of 617 amino acids. The record is from RefSeq and is a predicted model, not a curated record. The transcript is spliced from 12 exons.
AUGGCGACCAGGAAGCUCUCCUGUCCCUCUCACCUGCAGAUCAGAAAGGUUGUCCCCAUCUAUUUCAUCAUGAUUGGCCUUUUCUUAGCCCUUCUCAUGGUCUCCCUCCAUGGAACAGCUCCUGUCGACAGCUCCUAUCCCUACAGCGUCCCUCUGGAUCCUCAAGGGUCGCUCCGUCUUUUUUGGAAUGUCAGCUACACCGAAAAAGUGGUGUAUUUCCAGAUCCUUAUCAAGGACCUGAAAUUUGGAAUGAUUUUCGGUAUGUCCGACCGAGGGGAGUUUGAAGGAGCCGAUAUGGCCGUUUUAUGGAGUGAUGGACUGAGCUCCUUCUUUGGCGAUGCCUGGAGUGACAAGGAGGGCCGACUGCACAUCGACUCCCACCAAGACUAUCAGCUGCUGUCAGCCCAAAAGACACCAGAGGGCCUCUACCUUGUCUUCAAAAGACCCUUCACAACAUGUGACCCCAAAGAUUACCUCAUUGAGGAUGGAACAGUGCACCUCAUCUACGCCCUAAUGGAGAAGCCCUUUCAUUCUUUGUCAGCUAUCAAUAUCUCCACCCUCGACCGUGGUCUGCAGCGAGUGCAGCUGCUGAAGCCAGAGAUCCGCACACCUCGUCUCCCUAACGACGUCCUGACCAUGGACAUUCUUGCUCCAGAUGUUGUCAUUCCAGAUAAAGAGACAACUUACUGGUGCUACAUCACCGAAUUACCUCAACACUUCCCCAAACAUCACAUUGUCAUGUAUGAGCCGGUGAUUACAAAAGGACAUGAGGCGAUCGUCCAUCACAUGGAGGUGUUCCAGUGUUCCGAGGACUACGACACUAUCCCCCACUACAGCGGGCCCUGCGACUCCAAGAUGAAACCAGAAAGAAUAAACUACUGCAGGCACGUCCUAGCCGCCUGGGCCAUGGGGGCAAAACCGUUUUACUACCCACAAGAUGCUGGCCUAGCAUUUGGGGGAACGAGGUCUUCAAGGUUCCUACGGCUCGAAGUGCAUUAUCACAAUCCUUUGGAGCUGAAAGGUCUGAGUGACUCAUCAGGCAUCCGCCUAUAUUACACGCCGUCUCUGCGAAAGUUUGAUGCCGGCAUAAUGGAGCUAGGAUUGGUGUAUACACCGGUGAUGGCUAUUCCUCCACGGCAAAAGUCAUUCCAACUUACCGGAUACUGCACGGAUAAAUGCACUGAGACGGCCCUUCCUCCAGAUGGGAUUCACAUCUUUGCUUCUCAGCUCCACACACAUUUAACUGGGCAGUCAGUGACCACCGUGAUCGCCCGGGAUGGAAAAGAAGUCGGAGUUGUCAAUGUAGAUAAACACUUCAGUCCACACUUCCAGGAAAUCAGGAUGCUAAAGAAGCCUGUCCAAGUUUUGCCAGGGGAUUUGCUGAUUACUAGCUGUUCUUACAACACAGAAGACAGAAGUCGAGUCACGGUGGGUGGAUUCAGUAUCACAGAUGAGAUGUGUGUGAACUAUAUACAUUAUUAUCCUCGUACUGAGCUGGAACUGUGCAAGAGUCACGUGGAUCCAGGAUAUCUGCGAAAAUACUUCAAUUUGGUAAACAGGUUCAUCGGUGACGAGGUCUGCACCUGUCCACAGGCAGCUGUCACUGAACAAUUCAACGAAGUGCCCUGGAAUUCUUUUACCAGUGAUGUUCUCAAUUCCCUUUAUGCCUACUCCCCCAUCUCCAUGCACUGCAACAGAUCAUCCGCUGUCCGUUUUCCGGGCGACUGGGAGAGGCAGCCAUUGCCGAAGAUUACACAGGCCCUGCCACCAGCAGAUACAACUUGCCCUACCCCCGGGGAUUCGGUGUCUCCAACACCAGUGUUCGUUAACAUUAACAAGUACAAUGGUUCUUGAGAACUAGACAGACUGGGAAUUAAAGAUACUGCAACUGUUCUGCAUCACGGAAAUAUAAAACAACAGAAAUAUCACACUGUCACU